Messenger RNA from Drechmeria coniospora, 2553 nucleotides. Its product is annotated as methyltransferase. Gene Ontology annotation, biological process: tRNA methylation. The record is from RefSeq and is a predicted model, not a curated record. The coding region runs from base 1 to 2553 and encodes 850 amino acids. NCBI's taxonomy places the organism in Eukaryota, Fungi, Ascomycota, Sordariomycetes, Hypocreales, Ophiocordycipitaceae. The transcript is spliced from 3 exons. Gene Ontology annotation, cellular component: nucleus; cytoplasm. Gene Ontology annotation, molecular function: tRNA (cytidine-N5)-methyltransferase activity; tRNA binding.
AUGGGCAAAAAUUUCAGAGGAAAGGGUCGACGAGGAGGAGGCGGCGGCCGCGGCGGUGCGCAAUCGAAUGGAGGAUGGCGAGACUACCCGGCAAUCCAGAAGGAAAACGAGAAGCUCCAGGAGUACUACGAUGCCUUGCUCCAGCUACCGGAGGAGGAGAAGACGCAGUAUUGGGACGCGUUGAAGCGCGAGCUCCCCAACAGCUUCCGGUUCUGCGGAUCCAAAGGCCACGCGCUUGCUGUCAAGAGGCUCCUUCAGACGAGAUACAUUCCCGAAAUAGUCAAGAUCGAGCAGCAGGAUGGCACAGUCGCCAAACCGCCCAUGCCCGUGCCCUGGUAUCCCGAUGAGCUGGCCUGGUGGAUGACGACGCCCAAGAACGUCGUCCGCAAGUUCCCCCCCUUCGCCGCUUUCCAGAAAUUUCUUGUCUCCGAGACGAGCGUCGGAAACAUCAGCCGCCAGGAAGUCGUCAGCAUGAUCCCGCCCCUGCUCAUGGAUCUUCAGCCGGGCAUGGUCGUCCUCGACAUGUGCGCCGCGCCUGGUAGCAAGUCUGCCCAGCUCGUGGAGAUGAUUCACCGCGGCGAGGAGGCCCGCGUGCGAAAGGUUCUCCGAUCCUUUGCGAAGGAGGACGGACUCGAUCUCGGCAAGGAGACGCAGGACGAGAUCGACGCCGACCUCGAGGCCGACCCAUCGGACAACGGCCGAGCCACCGGUCUUCUCAUCGCCAACGACUCCGACUACAAGCGCGGCCACAUGCUCGUCCAUCAGCUCAAGCGACUGUCAUCCCCGAACCUCAUCGUGACGAACCACGAUGCUACGCAGUUCCCCUCACUCAAGCUUCCCUCGACCGACGCCUCCGAUAAGCCGGUCUACCUCAAGUUCGACAGAAUCCUCGCCGAUGUCCCUUGCUCCGGUGACGGAACGCUGCGAAAGAAUGCGAACCUCUGGAAGGACUGGAACCCGGGCAACGCACUGGGCCUGCACCUGACCCAGAUUCGAAUCUUGAUCCGCGCACUUCAGCUCCUCAAGGUCGGUGGCCGCGUCGUGUAUUCGACAUGCAGCAUGAACCCGAUCGAGAACGAGGCUGUCGUCGCGUCGGCCAUCGAGAGGUGCGGAGGUUCGGCCAACGUCGAGAUCGUCGACAGUAGCGAUCAGCUCCCAGCCUUGAAGCGGGUGCCCGGCAUGAAGCAGUGGAAGAUUAUGGACAAAUCGGGACGGAUAUGGAGUUCUUGGGAGGAUGUCGAGAAGUUCGCCAAGGACGAAAACGAGGGAGUCAUUCCAGGACGCGUCGUGCAGAGCAUGUUCCCCAUCGUCGACGGACCCGGAUGCCAGGAUCUUCCCCUGGACCGUUGCAUGAGGGUAUACCCCCACCUGCAAGACACCGGCGGCUUCUUCAUCACCGUGCUGGAGAAGAAGACCGAUUUCAAAGUGAGGAAUGAGAAUCCGGCCAAGCAGAUGCCUGCCAAGUCCAACGGCGCGGCGCCAAAGUCGACCACGACGGAAAAGGCUGCGGAGGCUGCCGAGACUGCAGAGACUGUGGAGGCGCAGCCGUCGGCCCCUGACGCUGCCGAGGCCGUCGAGGCCGUCGCGGCCGUCACAUCCGAAGUGGCUGAUGCCAAGCAGGAUGAUCCAGUCGAGGAUGAGGGUUCGAAGUCGGGUGUCAAGAGGACGCUCGAGGAAACGGAGGCGGCGGAGGAGCAGGUGACGAAGAAGGCCAAGACCGAGGAUGGACCGUCGACAGAAGCCGGUGCCCGAGAGACCGAGAUGGUGAGCAAGCCGAAGAGGGGCGGACCUCCCGAGGAGCCCUUCAAGUACCUCGACCCGUCGCACCCCGUCAUCCAGAACAUCAAGGAGUUCUACAACAUCUCGACCCGCUUCCCGGACAACCGGUACAUGGUGCGAAACGAGAUGGGCGAGCCUGCCAAGGCCAUCUACUACACGACGGCGCUGACGCGAGACAUCCUGACGGAAAACGAGGGCCGCGGCGUGCGCUUCGUCCACGGCGGCGUUCGAAUGUACAUGAAGCAGGACGCGCCCUCGGCCGAUGUCUGCCGGUGGCGCAUCCAGUCCGAAGGCAUGCCCAUCCUCCAGGGUUAUGUCAGCGAGCGGCGUGUCAUCCACCUGCGCAACAAGGAGACGCUGCGCAAGCUGCUCAUCGAGAUGUUCCCGCGCAUCUCGGACGGCGCGUGGCAGAACUUUGACGAGAUCGGCGAGCAGAUCCGCGACGCCGGCAUGGGCUGCUGCGUCCUGCGUGUCGAGCCCGACGGCGACGACGCAGACUUUUCCGAGCGCAUGGCCCUACCGCUGUGGAAGAGUCUUCACUCGCUCAACCUCAUGCUGCCCAAGGAGGACCGCGCGGCCAUGUUGCUGCGCAUCUUCAACGACACCUCGCCGCUCAUCAACGUGACGCUGCAGAAGCAAAAGGCGAAUGGCCAGCAGCCGGCUGCUGCCAAGACGGAGGAGGCCGCCGAGAGCCUCGCCGUUGCGGAUGCGGAGGAGGUGCCUGCGUCGGAGCCCGCGACGGAAGGGCAGCAUGAUGUCAAGGAGGAAUCAUGA